AUAAGGAAGUUGAAAUAUACAAAUAUUUGUGCAUGAUGAAUGCUUAUAGCUAUUCGUGGAGUUUUGCUUUAUAUUUACUUUCAUUUGAAGCAUAUUCCAUAGCAAAUAUAUUGACAACCUCUUCUGACAAGGCUACUACUGGAAUCGACUUUAGUUUCAGUUGCAAUUUUUUUUCAUACGAGAACAUUGUGGCUAUAUAUAGAGAUACCAUACGCGAAUGCCGUUUUCGAUUACCUUGCAGAUUGUAUAGUAAUAAUCUAAACUAUACUUGUACUUGUAACGAUACCACCAUCAUUUUGACGAUACCUGGAACAUUUGAUAUAGACAACUUACAUGGAUCUCAAUGGAAAUGUUCCGGUGUGUAUGGAAGCAGUAAUUUUGACACGGUGAUGUUAUAUGUCAAUGUUCCGAUUAAACAAGUCAGUUUAAAAGCUAUUCCAAAUGAUAUUAACCCAACAGACAUUUUGUCCGGUUCAAGCCAACAUUUUGCUUGUACAACUGAUGCUGGUCGACCGUCAUCAAGAAUACAUUGGUAUAUCUCUGGUGUCAACAUAACUGAUGAUGCUAUUGUUCAGAAGGAUAAAUGUAAUCCUGGAUGUAAUAGCAAAAUGAUAUCAUCAAGUGUUUUAAUAUACAUCGGCAAUAUCACUGACACUGGGAAGACAAUUUACUGCACAGCUGCUAAUGUAGACGCAGAAGGUGUCCGAUCACAAGAUAGAGAAAUUAAUAUUUUAUUCAAACCAGUCAUCUUAGAAAUACCAGAUUACAAUAUCACAGAGGGGAGUAAUCUGAAAAUUACCCCUACUAUUGAUGCUAAUCCAGAUCCUAUAUCUGUAUGGUGGACACAUCAAAAUAAACCAGAAUUCAUUUAUUAUGGUACGAAUUUUACGAUAAGUAGCAUUCAAAGAGGGUCAAGUGAUAGCUACACUUGUCAUGCUAUGAACACUAUAACAGCACCGGGACAUCCCACAGGGAACAGGACAUCAGAGGAAAUAUUUUAUGUCAAUGUCCAAAUGUUACAAAGGCAUGAAGAUUCAAUCAAUGCUACUGCAGUUGGUCUAGGAACAGGGAUUACUGUUAUCAUUUUUAUAAUCGGAAUUACCAUUUUAAAUCUUUUUCUGUACAGAAAACGUCGAAUGUCUAAGACAAAAGAACAGAGCAACAGCAGAGUAUAUGAAACAGAAUUAAACAAGUCAAGACGAACGCCACAGACAGACAAUCAUUUCUAUAAUGAGUUAGAAGAUAUUGAAACGGAUGAUAAACAACCACAAAAGAUUCCAGAAAGAAGCUCGAACUCUUAUAAAGAUUUUUGUGAAGGAACGAGCAAUACAGCUGGUAAAAUUUACGAAAAUAUGAAAAAAUCAGACAAAGAAAUACAAAUACAAUACAGGGAAACAGCAUUAUAUGUGAACAUGGACCUAUAGCCUUUUACAAAUUACUAAUUUUACAGGUGUUUCUAGUUGUUUAUAUUCUCUUCAACUUAUUAUCCAAACUUAUCUGAUUGGGUUCCAUUAAUAAAUCCUCCAGAACUAGAAAUUAAAGAAAUAACAGACACGGCUUCCUCAGCCUCAAUUUUAGACUUAUACCUCGAAUUUGACAUCAGCGGUCAUCUCAUCUCAGUACCUGAAUCUAUGACAACGAGACGAUUUUAAUUUUGAAAUUAUCAAUUUCCCCCAUCUUAGUAGCAAUAUACCAACUUCACCUGCAUAUCGCAUAUACAUUUCCCAACUCAUUCGGUAUUCAACAGCUUGCAGCUGCUACCCAGACUUUAUAAAACGUCACCAGUGUCUGAGCAAAACGUUGAUGAACCAGGGUUAUGUUUAAGAAUGUCUCGUCCAUAAAAACGUUCAUCGGCAGAUACCAAGACCUUGUUGAUAAAUAUUCCGUAUCAACUUAACAAAUAAUACAUGACGGUCUUGAAGUAUACAUUCUAGGUACUGACGUUGUUUAUUAUCUAAAUUACGUGUUAUAGGGUUCUUUUUUGUCUUUGUAAAUUAUUUACCUUUAAUGUUUAAUCCAUUUUUGGUAAUAUUCUUUUUGCGUGGCUCAGUACUUAUACAUCCCGCCAUUGUGUUAUUGUGCUAUGGUCAUUUUUUGUAUUGUUUUCUCUCAUUUUUCCUUAUGUGGUUUGUCUAUAUGCCAUUUUGUGUUUCUUUGUUAACAUAUAUGUUUGUUUUUUAUAGGGAUUACGAUUAUAACACAAUGUUGACUGCUGUGCUCCUAUUUUUGACAUUUUUACCUAUUAUGUCUGUUUGUUUUGUUCACACAUUGUUGUCUUUUCUUUUGAGUUCGGUAUUUUUGUUAUUUUACUUUUUAUGCAGUCGGUAUCUAAAGAAACAAUACAGAUAUGGACAAUAUCGCUUUGAAAAUGAUGAAUAAAUAAUAGAUUACAAAGAACAUUGAGGACAAUAGAACAAAAAUGUGACUAAAGUAUAGGGUAUGUUUCGCUGUUCCUAAGAAGGUUAAUCGGAUCCAAUUACAUCACCACAAUUGAAUAAGGACGCGGUUUUUGCAAUUCUUUAUGAAAUUUUAAUGAUGUUAUGCAUAGUUUUUCUACUAAAAUACAUUUUACAACGAACAUUUUGUGUAUGAAUUUUCUAAAACUGGAUUAUAACGAAAACCUUUGUAUUUAAGGAAGACUU
Messenger RNA from Mytilus californianus (California mussel), 2642 nucleotides. RefSeq lists its product as uncharacterized. The coding region runs from base 33 to 1424 and encodes 463 amino acids. Gene Ontology annotation, cellular component: cell-cell junction. NCBI's taxonomy places the organism in Eukaryota, Metazoa, Mollusca, Bivalvia, Mytilida, Mytilidae. Gene Ontology annotation, molecular function: cell adhesion molecule binding. The transcript is spliced from 10 exons. Gene Ontology annotation, biological process: cell-cell adhesion. The record is from RefSeq and is a predicted model, not a curated record.